UUACAUUGCUUACGCGGAGCGCUUUUACAUGUGUGAACCCGACAACCGCCCGCUUCCCUGGAGAUGGUGGGUGCGUGCCACCCACUUCAACCCUCUGAAACCAAAGGCGUUGCAGCGACUGACGGGCAAUGUGACGUCUACAAGUGGCAUUUUUGGGGACAACGAAUGGGCGAAAACAAUUGUCGAUGUUCGGUCAAACAACCAGUGGAAGGAAAACGCAUUUGUCUUUAAAUUUAACAACAAGGCAUGCCAAACUCUUAAAGUAAAUAUUCCUGGAUUUUACGAGGUGGUUUUAAAGAAGAGAGAAGUUAAAGGCGCGUGCAUGUUUAAAGCUGGAGUUUACGAGUUCAAUGAUGCCCCAAUUGACUGGACUUGUCCAAAUGUUCCUAUCAUGCCUUAUGGACAUUAUAGGGUCAGAAUUAUGAUUGGUAAAGCGGAAACUCUAUACGUAUGCUGGGUAAUAGAAGCGAAGGCUAUUCCGAAGCUCAAUUAGCACUUCAAUCUUUAUGCGCGGGCUCGCGGUUCCUCCUCCUGGCUUGUUCCCAGAGCCCCGGACCUUCCCCAACACCAGCCCACCACCCAGCCCUCUCGGUCCCCGCGGUGCUGUAAAGGCUGCCCGCUCUUCCUCCGCGGCCGGGGAGCAAG
This is a messenger RNA of Frankliniella occidentalis (western flower thrips), 645 nucleotides long. RefSeq lists its product as uncharacterized. Lineage: Eukaryota; Metazoa; Arthropoda; Insecta; Thysanoptera; Thripidae. The transcript is spliced from 4 exons. The record is from RefSeq and is a predicted model, not a curated record. The coding region runs from base 29 to 493 and encodes 154 amino acids.